CAGGGACGCGGGGCGCGGCGGCGGGGAGGCUGGGGCGGCAGCCCCACCCCCUGCCCUCCCACGGGGCGCAGAGGCCGGGUCGGGGCGCCGCGGGCAGCGGGGAGCGCGCGCGGACCGCGCGGGAGGGCAGCCGGCCGUGGACAUGGACGUGUACCGCACCCCCGCCGCCGCGCUGGACAACCUGGUGGCCCGCAGACUGCAGCCGUCCGCCGAAUUCGUGGGGGCUGCGCGGCGCGCCCUGGGCGCCCUGGGGACCUUCCUGCGGGAGCGCGGGGGCCGCGCCGCUGCCCAGCCUUGGAGGGUGCUGAAAAUCGCCAAGGGAGGCUCCUCUGGCCGGGGCACAGCUCUGAGGGGUGGCUGUGAUUCCGAACUUGUCCUCUUCCUCAACUGCUUCAAGAGCUACGAGGACCAGGGCGUUCGCCAUGCAGAGAUCCUCAACGAGAUGCGGGUCCUGCUAGAAUCCUGGUGGCAGAAACCCAUCCCCGGUCUGAGCUUUGAGUUUCCCGAGCAGGACGCAGCCAGGGUCCUACGGUUCCGACUGGCAUCCACGGACCUCGAAAACUGGAUGGAUGUCAGCCUGGUGCCUGCCUUCGACGCUCUGGGACAGCUCAGUUCCGAUGUCAAACUCAAGCCCCAGAUCUACUCCCGCCUCCUCGACAGCGGCUGCCAGGGGGGCGAGCACGCGGCCUGCUUCGCGGAGCUGCGGAGGAACUUCGUGAACGUUCGCCCGGCCAAGCUGAAGAACCUGAUCCUGCUGGUGAAGCACUGGUUCCGCCAGGUGCGCCAGGGGGAGGCGAGGAGGGAGGAGCUGCCUCCAGCCUAUGCCCUGGAGCUGCUGACCAUCUUCGCCUGGGAGCAGGGCUGUGGGAAGGAGGCCUUCAGCCUGGCCCAAGGCCUCCGCACCGUCCUGGGCCUGAUCUGUCAGUAUCAGCACCUGUGUGUUUUCUGGACCCUCAACUACGGCUUCGAGGACCCUGCGGUCAGGUGGUUCUUGCGGUACCAGCUCGAGAGACCCAGGCCCGUGAUCCUGGACCCGGCUGACCCCACGUGGGACGUGGGGAACGGAGCAGCGUGGCACUGGGAUCUCCUGGCCCGAGAGGCAGAGUCUUGCUAUGAGCACCCGUGUUUUCUGCAGGCGGCGGGGGGCGCUGUGCAGCCCUGGGAGGGGCCCGGCCUUCCACGUCCUGGGUGCUCAGGUUUGGACCACCCCAUCCAGCGAGACUCUGCCCAGAGGGCCCCGGAGGAGAGCAGCAGUCUCAAUGCCGUGGACCCAAGUGCAGGGAGCAGGCAGCCCUCACGCCCAGCUCCCGGCCCCUCAGGGACAGCCAGCACCACCCCCUGUACUCUGGGGACGGCCUUGGAUCUGUCUCGCGUCAGCACCAAGGACCUGGACCGCUUCAUCCAGGACCACCUGAAACCGAACCCCCAGUUCCAGAAGCAGGUCAGCAAGGCCAUCGAUGUCAUCUUGCAUUGCCUCUGCGAGAAGCGUUUCCACAGGGCGUCCACAGUCAGCAAGGGGGGCUCAUUUGGCCGGGGCACAGACCUGAGGGGCUACGGUGAUGCCGAACUCGUCAUCUUCCUCAACUGCUUCGAGGACUACGGGGACCAAAGGGCCCGCCGCCUGGAGAUCCUUGAUGAGAUGCGGGCACAGUUGGAAUCCUGGUGGCAAGACCCAGUCCCCGGCCUGAGCCUCCGUUUUCCUGAGCAGACCGUGCCCGAGGCUUUACAGUUCCAGCUGGUGUCCCGGGCCCCAGGAAGCUGGAUGGACGUGAGCCUGCUGCCCAUCUUUGAUGCCGCGGGGCAGCUCUGUGCGGGCGCCAGACCUGAGCCCCAGAUCUACUCCAGCCUCCUCGACAGUGGCUGCCGGGGGGGCGAGCAUGUGGCCUGCUUCGCAGAGCUGAGGAGGAACUUCGUGAACACUCGCCCACCCAAGCUGAAGAACCUGAUCCUGCUCGUGAAGCACUGGUAUUACCAGGUCGCAGCUCGGAACAGAGGACGGCAGCCAGCCUGUGCCUCCCUGCCCCCAGUCUAUGCCCUGGAGCUCCUGACCAUCUUCGCCUGGGAGCAGGGCUGCAGGAACGAUUCUUUCAACACGGCUGAAGGCCUCAAGACGGUCCUAGGGCUCGUCCAGCAGCACCAGCAGCUUUGUGUCUACUGGACGGUCAACUACAGCUUUGAGGACCCAGCUAUCAGAACAUACCUUCUUGGCCAGCUUCAGAAACCCAGGCCCCUGCUCCUGGAUCCUGCUGACCCCACCUGGAAUGUGGGCCAGGGCAGCUGGGAGCUGUUGGCCCAGGAAGCGGCAGCUCUGGAGACACAGGCCUGCUUUAGGAAUAGACAGGGGACGUCUGUGCAGCCCUGGGAUGUGAUGCCUGCUCUCCUUUACCAAACACCAGCUGGGGACCUUGACAAGUUCAUCAGUGAAUUUCUCCAGCCCAGCCGCCAGUUCUUGGCCCAGGUGAACAAGGCCGUCAAUGCCAUCUGCUCAUUCCUGAGGGAAAACUGCUUCCGGAAUUCUCCCAUCAAAGUGCUCAAGGUGGUCAAGGGUGGCUCUUUAGCCAAAGGCACAGCUCUGCGAGGCCGCUCAGAUGCUGAUAUAGUGGUGUUCCUCAGCUGCUUCAGCCAGUUCACCGAACAAGGGAACAAGCGGGCUGAGAUCAUCUCAGAGAUCCGAGCCCAGCUGGAGGCAUGUCAGCAGGAGAUGCAGUUCGAGGUGAAGUUCGAGAUCCCCAAGUGGGAGAAUCCCCGCGUUUUGAGCUUCUCUCUGAUGUCCCAGACGAUGCUGGAUCAGAGCGUGGACUUUGACGUGCUGCCAGCCUUUAACGCCUUAGGCCAGCUGAGCUCCGGCAGGAGGCCCACGUCUCAAGUCUACGUCGACCUCAUCCACAGCUACAACAACGCGGGCGAGUACUCCACCUGUUUCACGGAGCUGCAGAGGGACUUCAUCGUCUCUCGCCCCACCAAGCUGAAGAGUCUGAUCCGAUUGGUCAAGCACUGGUACCGGCAGUGCAACAAGAUGCCCAAGGGGAAAGGCUCCCUGCCCCCCCAGCACGGGCUAGAGCUCCUGACGGUGCAUGCCUGGGAGCAGGGCGGCCGGGACCCCCAGUUCAACAUGGCGCAAGGCUUCCGCACCGUCCUGGAGCUGGUCAGCCGGUACCGUGAGCUCUGUGUCUACUGGACCGUCAACUACGACAACCAGGACAAGACUGUCAGGGACUUCCUGAGCCAGCAGCUUCAGAAGCCCAGGCCCAUCAUCCUGGAUCCAGCUGACCCGACGGGCAACCUGGGCCACAAUGCCCGCUGGGACCUGCUGGCCGAGGAAGCUGUGGCCUGCAUGUCUGCCCUGUGCUGCAUGGGCAGGGACGGCACCCCCAUCCAGCCAUGGCCAGCGAAGCUGGCAGGAGCGGCAGGAGCGAUGGGCAUCUGGGGGUCGCAUCUGUACUCCGUGCAGCCGGAGAAGCUGGAGGAGUUGAUUCAGAACUCCCUGAGGCCCUAUGGAGAAUGUCAGAAACAGAUCGAUGACACGGUGAACGCCAUCUGUGCCUUCCUGGAGGAAACCAGGCAGCUCCCCCAAGUGAUAUGUGUGGCUAAAGGUGGCUCCUAUGGCAGGAAAACGGUGUUGAGGGGCAACUCCGAUGGUACGAUUGUCAUCUUUGUGAGUGACCUUGAGCGGUUUCAGGAUCAGAAAAAAAGCCAAGAUGAAAUCCUCAGCAAGAUCUGGCAGGGGCUGAAAACCCAUCAGCUCACAAUGAAGCUGGAGGCCAGAAUGGAGAUCCGGAAGCUCCAUGGUAGGCUCAUCUUCCAGCUGUCCACCAAAUGGCAGAGCAUCACUUUUGAGGUGCUCCCUGCUUACAACGCUCUGGGCUUAAGUGAGAAGCCCAGCCCCCAGAUCUACCGAGAGCUCAAAAGAGCCCUGGAUAUGACAAAAGCCCUCCCCGGCGAAUUCUCCGUCUGCUUCACAGAACUCCAGCAGAAGUUUUUUCACAACCGUCCCAGAAAACUGACAGAUUUGAUCCUCUUGGUAAAGUACUGGUACCAACAGUGCCAGGCAAAGCUGAAAGAGUCACCCCCGCUGCCCAAGUAUGCUCUGGAGUUGCUGACAGUCUACGCCUGGGAACAGGGGUGCGGAGCAGAAAACUUUGACAUCGUGGAAGGCCUCAGAACCGUCCUGGGGCUAAUCAAACAGCAGGAGCAGCUGUGUGUCUACUGGAUGGUCAACUACAACUUUGAGAAUGAGACGGUCCGGAACAUUCUGCUGAGCCAGCUCCGGUCAUCAAGGCCGGUCAUCUUGGACCCAGCCGACCCGACCAACAACGUGGGCAAAGAUAAGGCGUGCUGGCAAAUGCUGCAGCAGGAAGCUCACAUCUGGUUGUCAUGUCUCAGCCCGAACGAGCCACCUGGGCCGUCGUGGAAUGUUCUGCCAGCGCCACUGUAUGCGACACCGGGCCACCUUCUGGAUAAGUUCAUCAAGGACUUUCUCCAGCCCGACAGAAAUUUCCUGGACCAGAUUGCGACAGCUGUUGACAUCAUCUGUAGAUUCCUUCAAAAAAAUUGCUUUCCACAUUCAGCUACAAGAGUUCAGAAAACUGUCAAGGGAGGGUCGACCGGCAAAGGCACGGCUCUGAAGACGGGCUCCGAUGCCGACCUCGUGGUGUUCCCAGACUCGCUUAAAAGCUACACCUCCCAAAAAAGUGAGAGGUGCAGUAUCAUCAAGGAAAUCCGUAAACAGCUAGAAGCCUGUCAGCAGGAGAAAAAGCUCGAAGUGAAGUUUGAGAUUUCAAAAUGGAAGGCUCCCAGGGUGCUGAGCUUCUCUCUAAAAUCCAGAGUGCUCAACGAAAGGGUUGACUUUGAUGUGCUGCCUGCAUUUAAUGCGCUAGGUCAGCUGAACUCCGGCUCUACACCCAGCCCCAAGGUCUACGCGGAGCUCAUUGACCUGUAUAAAUCCUCAGACGCCGAGGGGGGAGAAUUUUCCACCUGUUUCACGGAGCUGCAGUGCAACUUCGUGGCCUUCCGACCCAUCAAGCUGAAAGAUUUAAUUCGUCUGGUGAAGCACUGGUACAAACAGUGUGAAAGGAAACUGAAGCAAAAGGGGUCUCUGCCCCCGAAGUACGCCUUGGAGCUGCUCACCAUCUACGCCUGGGAGCAGGGGAGCGGGGCAGAGAAUUUCGACACCGCCGAGGGAUUCCGGACGGUCCUGGAGUUGGUCACAAAAUACCAGCAGCUCUGUGUCUUCUGGACGGUCAAUUACAACUUUGAGGAUGAGACCGUGAGGAACUUCCUACUGACCCAGAUCCAGAGAACCAGGCCCGUGAUCUUGGACCCGGCUGACCCCACUGGUGACGUAGGUGGAGGGGACCGAUGGUGUUGGCAUUUUCUGGCAAAAGAAGCUACUGAAUGGCUGUCCUCUUUCUGCUUCAAAGAUGGGACUGGAUAUCCCGUACGAUCGUGGAAAGUGCCAACAGUGCAGACUCCAGGAAGUUGCGGAUGUUCUCAUUCAGAAGUCAUAGGAUCCUGGAUUGCUAAUGCUAGAAGAAACUUCUAGAGGUCAUCUGGCAGCUGCUUUUCAAAGAACCAGUUCGCUGCGUAGAAUCGCAAUCCCUUGGCAAUCUCCACCACUCCGUCUCUCGCUUCUUCGGCUCCUCUUGAAAUCAAGACCACUAAGUCCUUCAUAGUGUCGCCCUGCUGAACUCUUGCUCUGUAAGUGACCCGCCUUAACAAAAAUACCUGCUCUCAUCCAGCUUCGUGGGCGCCAUAUUUCUCUCAGCCAUUGUGUUUCAUGGGCGCCAUAUUUCUGUCAACCGUCGUGUGUUUUCCAAGUUGCUCCUUCCUUUUCCUUCAAGCCUUAGCACGGGGAUCUCUCCGUGUUCCCAAAAGGAAGCCCUUCACCGGCCACUCGGUUCCUAUAAUUCCAUGACCUUGCUCUCACGCUCCUCCACAUUGCCCGCCUCUUGUCUGUUUCCCUCCACCCCUGCUGCACCUGCUGAAUUGAAGGUCUCCCCAGCCAGUAGUGAGCCAAUGUCUUUUUUAGCCCUUUAAACCCUCCAAAGGCUUGGAUUAUAACUGUUGCCUUACAUAUAUAAUAGCUUGUUGUCUUUUCCUUCUGAGCCUACAUUUCCCCCCAUCCAUGAGUGCCUUCUUGCCAAAUCUAAAGGCUUUAUGCUCUGGCUUUAGCUUCAGAGAUACUUGAAUGUCUAAGCGUUUUAACCUCAUCCAUCCACUUAAAGUUUUAUUAACACCACAUAUACUAACUGUCAUAUAAUAAGGAAUGUAUCUAGUCUUUGUCCCCAGAUCCUGGCACAGAGCUUCAGAACCCCUUGGAAUUAUCUGAUAGCAGAGUCUUUUCCAUUCAUAAGGAGCCCCUUCCAACCAUCCCCGAGUUUAUGCUAACUAGGUUUGGGCCCUUAGGUAACAGCUUCAUGGGAAGGACUGGCCAUGCCCCAGAAAUGCCAGGCGUGUGAUUAGAGGGUUGCAACCCCCAGCCGCGUCCCCCCCCCCAACCUCCCAAGAGGAGAGGGGGCUGGAGAUUGAGUUCAAGCACACGGCAAACGAUUUAAUUAAUCGUGGCUCUGUAAUGAAACUUCCAGUCCAGACUCUGGACAACAAGGCUUGGAAAGCUUCCUGGUUGGCGAACAUAUCAGGGUGUGGUGACGGUGCCUCCUGACUCCAUGGGGAAGGGAGUUUCUGCACUUGGGACCCUUCCAGCCCUCACUUCCUGUGGCUGUUCGUCUGUAUCCUUUAUAAUAAGUCGGUGAUUUAAGUCUGGCGUUCCCCCUGAGUCCUGUGAGUCAUUCUAGCAGGUUAUUGAACCUACAGGGGGUCAUGGGAAAGCCCUGAAUUUGUGGCCAAGUCCGACAGGAGUGCGAGUAGUCUGAGGACGCCUCUUGCAGCCGGCAUCUGAGGAGGGGGCGGUCUUGCCGGGACCUUGCCCUCUACCCCAUGGGGUCUGCACCAGCUCCAGGUAACGUCAGAGUUGGACUGACCUGCAGGACGGUCAUGCCAGUGAGCCGGUGUUGGGAUAUACCACCAUUCUUGUCCCAGGACAAGGACAAAGGAACGAGCGAUGACCGAGGUUGAAGAAAGAACGACCGCUGAGUUCCCACCUAUGCAGUCUACCGCUAGUUACCAGACCCUUCUAGACGCCCGAACUUGCACUUCAGACAUAGACAGGAGACCAUAAGACCCUGCUGCAUCCUCACAGAGCUUACAACGUCGCUAGAGGUACAUCACCUAAAUCCCUCAAAUCAAGAUGAAGAACCAUUGACAACCUCAAGCUAAGCGGUCGGCAUGGAGUGGAUUAAGGCCUGUAACCAUAAAGGAAGUGACUCACAGAGUCCCAAAGGAAGGAACCACCCUGGUCCUUUUCUGCCAAUGUCUUCUCGGCAUUCAGCAGACAUUUAAGUUCAUUAAGAGCAAAGAGAGCAUUCAUUCGUCACCAUCAAGAAACCGACGGUCAUGGGUCAGCACUGGGAGGAACGAGGGCACCAAGUCUUUUUUCAGAAAUUGGCAACUCACGGGGGCGCCUGGGUGGCUCAGUCGGUGAAGCGUCCGACUUCGGCUCAGGUCACGAUCUCGCGGUUCGUGAGUU
Messenger RNA from Lynx canadensis (Canada lynx), 7585 nucleotides. RefSeq names its product 2'-5'-oligoadenylate synthetase 3 (gene OAS3). Bases 143 to 5542 code for a protein of 1799 amino acids. Gene Ontology annotation, biological process: negative regulation of viral genome replication; regulation of ribonuclease activity; defense response to virus. Gene Ontology annotation, cellular component: membrane; cytosol; nucleoplasm. Gene Ontology annotation, molecular function: 2'-5'-oligoadenylate synthetase activity; double-stranded RNA binding. The transcript is spliced from 26 exons. The record is from RefSeq and is a predicted model, not a curated record. Lineage: Eukaryota; Metazoa; Chordata; Mammalia; Carnivora; Felidae.